GCAUUGCUUAAAAGCUAAAAUUGAAAUUCGAAAACACAUUACUAAGUCGUUAGAUAUGCCCUGAAUGAGCAAAAUACCUGGAGUACCUACAGAGCCUAUGGAUAUACGUGUUUGAUUUGGAUCGGUAUUCAGCCCUCAACAUAUCCGAUCACUUGUGGAAUAAUGUUUGUCCCGGUCUUCCUUCAACUGCAAGUGGUUGAUAAAUACGAAAACAUAGGCAAUCACUCAUUUUGUCGCUUUAAACUCCGAGGACAGUUUUCUUCAAGUGGGCAAUUGUUACUCUUAUCUUUUUUAACUUUUGACUAACGGGAGUUCUAGAGGCACGGCUUAAAAAUUUCUCCAAACAAAGAACUGCGGUACUACGUCUGCUUUAAACGAUGACAUAUAAAUGACAAAUUUUGCCACCCCAAAACGGCCAAAUUCAAUUGAACAAGAUGCUCUGAAAAAAAAAAAAACCUCUCCACUCCCUUCUCGUUGUCCACCUACCAAUCGAACGAUCGACGAUUUUAUCACAUCACAAACGAUCACGCAGACACUCUCAAAGCGAUUGAGGAAACCGAUCUCUGCGCCCCCAUUCCUCAAUCCCUGAUCUCGUGUCCGUUCUUUGGUCAUUUGGACUCUUAAACGAGAUCCACGGUCACGCCAAGAAAUGCGUCAGCAACACUCGAGACAUCAUCAUCAUUGUCAUUGGAGUGGCCUAGAGUGGCCCCGGUGCGUAUGUGGAUGCGUACGUUCUCCUGUAGCACAUGAAAGUUUGCGUUGAGAACCGGGUGACAUGAGAACCUCUGACGUUGUGCGGCUUUUUGAGUAAGGAUUCGUGGCGACCAAGACUUCGCAAGUGUUCGUGAUAUACCACAUAUGCUGGGAUAUUGUGCGAGUGAGUGAAUAAUAUUGAUUGACAGAAGACCAUGCAUUUAUGGCUACUGUUGUGGCUGAUCUCGCCCAUUUCGAGCGAGGACUGGUUUAGUGCGGUGAUACCCAAGCGGACAUGGAACUACACCCUCGGAUCCAACGAUACAGACUUGGUUCAGACGUUCCGGUCCAACUCAUCCCAUUCCAACUUCUUCAAGAUCUUGGCCAAUGACGCCCAUUCCAUUCUGGUCGGAGGCCAAAACCACGUGUUCAACUUGAGUGCCUCCGACCUGUCCGAGAAUCAGGCACAGCGGAUCACUUGGUUUCCGACCGACACCGACCGUGAACUCUGUUUGGUGAAAGGCAAGUCCGAGAAUGACUGUCAAAACUACAUCAGAGUCCUCGAGGUCUUGGAUAACGGCGCCAAACUUUUGGUCUGUGGAACAAAUGCAUUCAAUCCCAGAUGUCGUAACUACAGGAAGCGAUCCCCCUGGAGCCACGACUGGAUCUUUUCUAAGGAGUUCUCGGGCAAAGGGUUUUGCCCCUUUGACCCGAGGCACAACUCCACGGCCAUCUUUGCAGGAGGACAUCUCUAUUCGGGAACUGUGGCCGAUUUCUCGGGAACGGAUGCUCUCAUAAUCAGAGAGCGAUUACGAACGGAACAAUAUGAUACGAAGCACCUGAACAAUCCUGAUUUUGUAGGGGCUAUCGAGGAUGACAGCUACGUGUAUUUCUUCUUUCGAGAACUGGCGGUGGAACACAUGAAUUGUGGCAAGGCUGUGUACGCCAGGGUGGCCAGAGUCUGCAAACAAGAUAAAGGUGGUCCGCACACUUUCCAAUACAAGUGGACCUCGUUUCUGAAGGCUCGUUUGAACUGUUCCGUACCGGGAGAGUUUCCAUUCUACUUUGACCACCUGCAAUCAGUGAUGCAAAUGGGUCCAUUUGUGUUUGGUAUCUUCACUACCUCGCAAAACUCAAUUGCUGGGAGCGCAAUUUGUCAAUUCUCGUUAGCCUCAAUGGAACGAACCUUUGACAAUGAUCUCUUCAAAAGCCAGGAUAGUACGAAUUCCAAUUGGUUGGCCGUGUCAGAAUCCCAUGUCCCUGAUCCACGCCCUGGUGUGUGUUCCAAUGCCCCCAUUACAGAGCGGGGCUUAAAUUUCAUCAAGCAUAACAAUCUCAUGAACAAGGCCAUCGACAGUGAAGGCCGAAAGCCUCUUUUUGUGCAAGUCGAUUUCAGAGAAAGGCUUCUGAGUCUCGAUGUGAAGGACUAUGAUCACGACAAGAAACUCAUCGUAGCCGGAACCACUCAUGGGCGGAUCCUGAAGCUAGUAUCGGAUGGGCGUGGACAGUCAACCAUUUUGGAAGCCAUCCAUCUUCACGAUAAACCCAUCCGCCAAGUCAAGAUUGCCGCCACGCAAAAGAUCUUGGCCGUGACAGAUGAUGAAUUGCAGAUCGUGUCGUUGCACCGAUGUGGGUCUCUUCUCACUUGUGAUGAAUGUUUGGCCCAUGCCGAGGAUCCCUUUUGUAAAUGGAACUUCUCAGAGCAGAAAUGCAUUCGAAACUAUGGAAUCGCUUACCGAGCAGACUUGUUCCAAAAUAUCGCCGAGUGUCCAGUGGCGGAAGUGGCUAAAGAGGAGACCACUACCGAAAUGGCGCCGCCAGAAACUUCUCCACCUCCCGAAGACUAUGAGGCCGAAUUUGGCAUCAAUGAAACAAUAAUUUGUCCAAUGUGCUCAUGUGACUGUCCUUUGAGUAGCUCAACUUCAGCACCGAUUGUACCCACAGAGACAGCUCAAAUAUCCACUUCGGGAGACUUGAUAGGAGCCAGAGACAGAGAGUCUUCGUCAAAAGCUCCAUUGAGUGAAAACCAUUUUGAUGAUCCCUCCAAAAACGAGAUUCAAUUGAACCGCAACCGCAAGGAGUUAGACAUUUUUUUCGACUUUAUCAACGGGGAAUCCAACAAGCUCAGUGAUAUCCAGGGUUUGGAGGAAAAAUAUCUUCCCAAGAGAGAAUCCCCACUAUCGCAAAAUUUUGAACAUCGAGUCACGGAAACGACCUUGGCAUGGGUCUCGUUGGCAUCUGCCCUAUUAUCCUUAGUCAUUGGUUUUGUCCUCGGAUUAUUAGUAGCUCGAUUUUGCCAACACAAGUCCCAAGUAAAGGUCAAAGGCAAUCCCCCACCCUCAGUGGCAACGGUCUCCGAUCAACUUGAUCCAUCCAUGAUGCAAAAGCCUAUGAGUUAUGUCGACGAUCCCGAUGGGGACGAUCAUGGGUUCAAGUCAUUGCCGAUUCACCACUCGACGCAGAAUGGAGCCGCUAUUAUGUUCCCUAGUCAUUUGAACUACGUCAAAGCUCCGGGAUCGUUGCAAGGAAGCUUUCCAGACAUCAAUCAAAACAGUCUAGUCGUUUUACAAAACAAUAAUAUUGCCGCGAAUCGUCAUUCCGUGAGCUGUGGGCAAUCGUUACGCGGUUCCAGUUGCUCUCGGGAAGCUACUUCAGCCUCGUACACCACUUCGACGAGUGCCUCGCCAUCCACAAGUAAUGUGAGUCGAGGUACUAAUGAAUCCAUCGGGGAAGUUCCUCCUCCCGUCACUACUGGCAUGAUGAAAUUCGUGCCGGAAAACGUGAAGCGAAUCUAUCUUUAGCCGAGAAUGUAUUCAGUCUGUUCAACCAUGCCAAUUGGUUGCUUGUGCAAUGGCUAGAAAAUGGCAUUAUUCCAUAUCUUAUUUGAAUUCUCCGGAGAGCAAUGUGAAAUAAGAUCUUCUUGGCUGUGACGAAUCAAGUCUAUAAUUCUGUUAAAUAAAUUCAGUAUGCAAAUUCAA
Messenger RNA from Tigriopus californicus, 3671 nucleotides. RefSeq names its product semaphorin-1A-like. The transcript has 11 exons. Gene Ontology annotation, molecular function: semaphorin receptor binding; chemorepellent activity. The record is from RefSeq and is a predicted model, not a curated record. NCBI's taxonomy places the organism in Eukaryota, Metazoa, Arthropoda, Copepoda, Harpacticoida, Harpacticidae. Gene Ontology annotation, biological process: neural crest cell migration; negative chemotaxis; semaphorin-plexin signaling pathway. The coding region runs from base 909 to 3494 and encodes 861 amino acids.